GCUCUGUGUCAUGACGCGAUCCAACUGACACAUAAACCGCAUCGCUGAUUGGUCGAAAUCUACUGACCUCGAUGGAGUCCCCGCCUUCUAUACGGCAGAGGACAGGGUGAAGAUGGCGGCGUCCGUUAGGUGCUUUCUCCGCUCCGGAAAGAAUGCCGUGUCGGCUCUGCGGCGGCGGGAAUUUCACAGGAGCGUUCCGGCCGCAGUGCAGGUGACGGUCCGUGAUGCCCUCAACCAGGCGAUGGAUGAGGAGCUGGAGAGGGACGAGCGGGUGUUCCUGAUGGGAGAGGAGGUGGCUCAGUAUGACGGAGCCUACAAGGUGAGCAGGGGCCUGUGGAAAAAAUAUGGAGACAAACGCGUCAUUGACACUCCGAUCUCAGAGAUGGGCUUUGCUGGCAUUGCAGUGGGAGCUGCCAUGGCCGGCCUCAGACCAAUCUGUGAGUUCAUGACCUUUAACUUCUCCAUGCAAGCCAUCGACCAGGUUAUCAACUCUGCAGCAAAGACCUACUACAUGUCUGCUGGUCUGCAGCCGGUGCCCAUCGUCUUCAGAGGACCCAACGGAGCGUCAGCGGGUGUCGCUGCACAGCACUCCCAGUGCUUCGCAGCAUGGUACGCUCAUUGUCCAGGUCUGAAGGUUGUUAGUCCCUGGAACUCAGAAGAUGCCAAAGGUCUCCUGAAAUCAGCCAUCAGAGACGACAACCCAGUGGUGUUCCUGGAGAACGAGCUGAUGUACGGCGUUCCCUUCGAGAUGUCGGAGGAGUCACAGUCCAAAGACUUCACCAUUCCCAUCGGCAAGGCCAAGAUCGAGAGACAAGGAAAUCACGUCACUGUUGUUUCUCACUCUCGGUAUGUCGGUCACUGCCUGGACGCCGCCGCCGUCCUCGCCAAGGAGGGAAUCGAGUGUGAGGUGAUCAACCUGCGGACCAUCCGUCCUAUGGAUGUGGAAAGUAUUGAGACCAGUGUGAUGAAGACCAACCACCUGGUGACAGUGGAAGGUGGCUGGCCUCAGUUCGGCGUCGGAGCCGAGAUCUGUGCCAGGAUUAUGGAAGGUCCUGCCUUCAACUACCUGGACUCUCCGGUUACCAGGGUGACGGGCGUUGACAUCCCCAUGCCGUACGCCAAAAUCCUGGAGGACCACAGUGUGCCGCAGAUCAAAGAUAUUAUCUUCUCUGUCAAAAAGACCCUCAAUGUCUGAGACACACACACACACACACACACGGGACAGCCCCACCUGAAUCCUCUUUGUCUUGUUCACACAGACGAUGAAAAUAUUUGAACCAUGUGUACAUACAGCCAAAACGCUCUCUUCAAAAAAAAAAAAAAACGCUCCAGACUGUAAAGUCGAUGAAACGCACAGCUGUUUGACCUUCAUCCAGAGCCGGGGGACACGCAGAGUCCGGUCAAGUCGUCACCUCUGUUACUCGAUUAGUCUUAAUCGAACUCUGUGUGUGGCUCUGGUUUGCUCUGUCCACUCCCCCCCCCUUCAAAAUAAGAGUCGCUCUAUACUGUAGAUUUUUCUGUAUUUCUGUGACUGUUGUUGUUGACAGCAAAACUUCUGGUUGAGCACAAAAAAAGUCAGGAUUUGAUCAGUCUGCAGUGGAAAUUUGUGUUAUUUUUUUUCUUUGUUGAAUACUGCCUGAAAUGUGCUGAGUAUCAUGCAUCAAAAGUCAAUAAAAAGCUCAGUCAGAUUCUUCAACUUCAUGUUAAGUAGGAAACUUUUUUAAAUUUACACCACAUUUUACACAUUAAUAUUCCCCGAACUAAAGAAUCAGGAAAAGCAGAUUUCAGCCUGAGCAAAAAGUAGCUGAAAAUCUGAGUUUGAGUCCUGAGUUUAACCCUGCAUGCUCUAAAUUUAGACUCUCAGACUGAUUAAAACCUAACUUGUGCUCUCGGUAGUUGUGUUGCUAAUAUACUCAUGUAUAUUUCUAACCACCAAAACAUAUUACACUCAGUCUAUAAACUUAAUUCUUCGCACUUAACUCGGUCCGUCUCUAAAAGCAGCAGUGGGGAAGAACGAACUAGCCGAGUACUGGAGCUGGAGUGUGGUUGGGAAUAUUUAUUGUAGCUGCAGCAGCUCUGUGGAUGUUUUUGUUGCUGUAAAUGACUCUGUUACAGAAAUAAAAACCUUUUAGUCCUUCA
Lates calcarifer (barramundi perch) is the source of this 2139-nucleotide messenger RNA. It is a transcript of the gene pdhb, whose product is annotated as pyruvate dehydrogenase E1 subunit beta. Gene Ontology annotation, molecular function: pyruvate dehydrogenase (acetyl-transferring) activity. NCBI's taxonomy places the organism in Eukaryota, Metazoa, Chordata, Actinopteri, Centropomidae. Bases 113 to 1195 code for a protein of 360 amino acids. The transcript has 11 exons. Gene Ontology annotation, biological process: pyruvate decarboxylation to acetyl-CoA. The record is from RefSeq and is a predicted model, not a curated record.